AUGGCCGCCAAGGUCGCCCCUACCAUUGCCGUCGUCGGUCUCGGCGCGCUGGGGCUCGUCACCGUCAAGAACCUACUCGAGGAAGGGUUCGACGUCACGGGCUUCGAUAGCAACGAGUACGUCGGCGGGCUGUGGCAUUAUGUCGCUAAAGAUAGCACGUCGGUCCUCAAAUCUAAACGAAGACUGCACUUUAUAGCGACCGUCAUCAAUGUCUCUGCUGAGAGGGGUUGUUUUACAGACUUUCCGUUUCCUCCAGAUAGCGAACCCUUUGUACCCGCCUCCGUCGUCGAAGAAUACCUAGAAAACUACGCCGACAACUUCAACCUCCGCCCCCACCUCCGCCUCGGCACCCCCAUCCGCCGCGUGGCGCGCGCCGAGCACGGGGACAAGUGGGCUGUCACGCUGGACAAGACGGGCGAGGUCGUGUACUUUGACAAGGUGGUCAUGGCGACGGGCAUCGGCCAACGUCCCCUGAUUCCCGAGUUCCCUGGCGUUGAGAAGUUUACUGGUCAGACGCUUCAUUCGCAAGGGUUUAAAAAUGGUGAGGAUUUCAAGGGACGCAAGGUGCUCGUGAUUGGAAUCAGCAAUAGCGGCGCGGAUACAGUCGUGGCUUUGCAGGGACAUGCGGACAAGAUUUACGCUUCGCAUAGAGAUGGCGUGGUAGUGAUGCCGCGCUUCAACAAAGGGGUACCCAUAGACCACACCAUCACCGUCCGCAUGGACAAGAUCAUGGGCGUCAUGGACAAGCACUUCCCCGACAAAACCCUCGCCAUGAUCGAUAAAGUCCUCGUCAAGAUCAUGACGAACAACUUCACCAUCCGGCCCGAGUGGAAGCUCCUCCCCGCGCCCUCGAUGAAGACCACCAUCGCCGUCAUCUCGGACCACUUCAUCGACGCCCUCGAGGCGGGCACCGUCCAGUCCGUCGGCGGCGUCAAGCAGUUCACCGGCCCCAACGAGGUCGAGCUCGUCGACGGCACCCUGCUGGACGUCGACACCGUCAUCUACUGCACCGGCUACCGCAACGACUUUGGCUUGUACGACCUCGCGUCCAUGGCCCUGGCCCAGGUGUGGGCUGGCGCCAGCGCUGCGCCCCUGCCGUCCCGCAAGGAGAUGAUCCGCGUCACCGACGCCGCCUACGACGCCGCGUGCGACGAGGCCGAGCGCUCCCUAAAAGUCCGUCACCCUGGCUGGGUCAACGGCUACGAGUUCAUGGCGUGGGCGAGCGACGCUGCGGGUACGGGCGUCAACGAGAAGCUAGGCUGGGGCCCCCGCGGCUUAGCCUUUUGGCUCGCGAAUCCGGGCUUGUGCGGGCUUCUCAUGGGUGGUAUCUAUAGCCCGCACAUGUUUAGGCUCUUCGAGACGGGGAAGAGGAAGGCGUGGGAGGGGGCCGAGGAGGAGAUUCGGAGGGUGAAUGCCAAGGUGGCGCGGGCGACGAAGGAGAGGAAGGCGGCUUUGGCGUUGAAUUCGAAGUAA
Parascedosporium putredinis is the source of this 1473-nucleotide messenger RNA. The record is from the annotation of a GenBank genome assembly. NCBI's taxonomy places the organism in Eukaryota, Fungi, Ascomycota, Sordariomycetes, Microascales, Microascaceae.